Nerophis ophidion (straightnose pipefish) is the source of this 2328-nucleotide messenger RNA. It is a transcript of the gene pdgfab, whose product is annotated as platelet-derived growth factor alpha polypeptide b. Gene Ontology annotation, cellular component: membrane. Gene Ontology annotation, molecular function: platelet-derived growth factor receptor binding; growth factor activity. The record is from RefSeq and is a predicted model, not a curated record. The transcript is spliced from 6 exons. Gene Ontology annotation, biological process: positive regulation of phosphatidylinositol 3-kinase/protein kinase B signal transduction; platelet-derived growth factor receptor signaling pathway; positive regulation of cell population proliferation. Lineage: Eukaryota; Metazoa; Chordata; Actinopteri; Syngnathiformes; Syngnathidae. The coding region runs from base 418 to 1056 and encodes 212 amino acids.
CGCACACACUCUCCCACUCCACUCCACGGACACACUCCGCCAGCUCUGGAUGCCUUUUUUAUGCAUGGACAACUUUUCCCCCCCCCUACUCAUUCUUUCUUUGAGGAUCUUCUCCACUGGAUUAUAUCUUUAUAAACUUUGAAGAAAACCCCCUGCGUGUGCGUGUGUGUGUGUGCGCGCGCGCGUGUGCGUGGGUGAUAAUAAUAAGUGACAAGUGCACUGCGCGCACGGGGAUUGUCCCACUUUUUGGAGGAGCUAUGCCGAGCUAUGCAAAGGAGUAACUGGAGUUUUUUCCGAACCUCCACAGCUUUCUCUCCCUGAGGGGAUGGUUGAGGGUCCUCGGGGGCCAGGAGCGACUUUGGGGCUCCUACACGCCUGCUUCGUCUCGUUUGGGGUUCAAUCCAAAUUAAAAGGGAGAUGAGAGCCACAAUCUGUUCCUUCCUGCUGUGGACGACCUACCUGCUGCUGGCCACCGCUGAGGAAGUGCAGUUUCCCCAGGAACUGAUAGACAGACUGGCCCACAGUGAAAUCCACAGCAUCAGCGACCUCCAGCGGUUACUGGAUAUUGAGUCCGUAGGUACAGGAAACGAUGUUAUCGAGGAGCCCAGGCACCACAAACACCACAACAACCACCACCACCAUCCCAAGAACCACUCCCGUCACCCUGGUUACUAUAGCGACCUGAAGAGCUCGCAGCUACACAGUCGUCGCAAAAGGAGCAUCGUCGAGGAGGCGGUCCCGGCGGUGUGCAAGACGCGGACGGUGAUCUACGAGAUUCCCAGGAGCCAGGUGGAUCCCACGUCGGCCAACUUCCUGAUAUGGCCGCCCUGCGUGGAGGUGAAGCGCUGCACGGGAUGCUGCAACACCAGCAACAUGCGCUGCCACCCCUACCGCAAGCACCACCGCACCGUUAAGGUGGCCAAGGUAGAGUACGUCAAGAGGAGACCCAAGCUGAAAGAGGUCUUCGUACGAUUAGAAGACCACCUGGAGUGUGUUUGCACGUCGCAUCAUCAUGUUGUGGAGCACUCCGAUGCAGAAACAGUGGACGUGAGGUGAGACCAAUGCGAUCUGAGAAAAAAAACACACAAAAAAAAGGAUGUCAGCGUGGGAGGGACCGCCUUCUAUCAUUCUUCGCUUCAAAGAACUUUUCCCGAAAGACAAGACUGAUGAAAAUAAAACAAGACAAAUGAUGCCAAAGGUGCUUUUAAAAACUAUCCAGUGACUGAUAGGAGGCCAAAAAGGGAUUUGUUUCUCUGUUGAAGGGACACGAAAGAGUUGGAUAGAGCCUUCGAAUAAAAAGAAAAAAAAAAGAAAAGUGGAAGACCUCCAGCUGGGCAACUUAAAAAAAAAGUGCCCUCUUUAAAUAAAAGACUCGUGCAGGAAGGAGAGCAUCCUGUCUAUGUACAGUUUUGCAAACUACAAACUAUUUAUACGCUUUUUUUCCAAGCGAAAGAACGCGUCGAGAUCACCCUUUUGUUGUUAUACCUGUCGUCCUAUUAUUAUUAUUAUUAUUAUUAUUAUUACAUCAAUGUAUCGAGUCUUGUAUGUGGUUUGGAUAUGUGUGCGCAGAGGAGGAGACGUGCAGGAAGAGGCUUUAUUUUUGUUAUGAAAUAUAUUAUGCUUCCUUUUAUCCGAGCAGAAAUGUGUUUUUUUUUUUGUCGUUGUUAUUGUUGGUUAUUGAAUGUCUAUUUAAUCCAUUUGGAAAAGAUGCAAACAAAAAAAAAAAGGGUGAUGAUUGUUGUGCAUAGUAAGUGGUCCUUAAUGCAUUUCACACACAAUCUACACUUUGUCACUGUAAUGCUGAUAAGAAGGAUGCCCACCCAGUCUGCUGUAGCGACAACACACACACACACACACACACACACAUGUACACACACACACACAGCGAACAAAGUCCACCUUAAAGAGUGAAUGAAUAAGCAGAGCAAAUCGACAAGCGCAUGAAUAGGCUCCUUGUUUAGGCAAGCUUUGGUCCUCACAAUGACUCCACCCGUCUUCUGCAGACACACCAAAUCUGAUGGAACUAACUGAUUUUUGUAAAGAAAAUACAAAAAACAAAAAACAAAAAAAACAAAAAAACAAUUGUGCUUUUUCCACCCUGAGUCUAAACAAUCAAGGUUUCAUACUGGCAACGGAGUGAGUCACUGUAAACACGUGAUCGCCGUGACAUGGAACUGUAUCAGCUGAGACCAGACAAAAGUCCACCUGGGAAUGAACCAUCACUUGAAUAGUGCUUUAUUUAUAUUGUCUCACUACUGUUUUAUUUUUGUUUGUUUUUUUCCUUUUCUUCUCAUCACACGACAGACAAAAAUAAAUGCCUUAAGCCAG